Lactuca saligna is the source of this 2070-nucleotide messenger RNA. The record is from the annotation of a GenBank genome assembly. NCBI's taxonomy places the organism in Eukaryota, Viridiplantae, Streptophyta, Magnoliopsida, Asterales, Asteraceae.
UAUUUUUUCAUGGAACGCGCGUUCCAUCCUUUAAUAGUGGGGGAAAGGGGGAAAUGAAAUUCUGAAAAAAUUAAAAACCCCGCCAUGCUCUCCUCUACCUUCUUUCAAUCGUUCUUCUCUCUCUCUCUCUCUAUCUCUCUCAAUCAAAUACCAAAAAUCGACUAUUGUUGGAACUAGGUUCCGGUUCUUAGUGAAAUCGAAGGUUUUUUGGUCACUAGGCCAUGAAAUUGAUCAAAGGGGUACAGUUUUUGGAACCAUGACUAUUUUUGGAACUAAGGUUUCAGUUCAAAAACCCUUCAUCUACUUCCCUCGAUCUUUAGUUCCUCAAGUACUUUCUCAGCCUCUCAAUCAAUAGAAGAGUUGUAUCACAACUACAAAUUUAGAGUGAUUUCCAUAUCAAGUAGAACAGUAGCUCCAUUAAAGUCAAGGUCUCGAAACUCCAUGGUCAAUCACCAUCAACAUUCUACUUCUUUAUUUGUUCCAGAGAAAUGGCUAUGAAGGUCGGUUGGGUUGGACGAUUCUCUGGAGGACGAGAGAGAUUUGGACAUGGCAGAUCGUAGGGCUACAGAGAUUGAGCUUGAUACCAUGGAGGGUUUUGCGUCAAGGGAAAAGCUCCACCAUCAUCUCAACGACCAAGCUGAUUUGAUACAAGAAAUUGAUAGCAAACUACCUGUUGUACAGCUUGCUCUUGAGCUCACUCACAAGAUCUUUGGUUCUUGUCCACCUAUGCAAAGUUUUGAUCCAGCCAAGAUGCUCACAGACUACGGGAAGCUUCAAACACUUGAUAUAACGGUUGCAUGCAGGAAAUCAUCAUGUAAAGUUACAUCUACAUCAGUACCUCCAAGCUCUUGGACUCCUAGAAGUCAAACAGAAAUCUUACAAUUGGGAAAUUUAAAGCCUUUUAGCUUCAAUGUACUUAAAUUGGCUACAAGAAAUUUCCGACUCGAUAAUGUUCUUGGAGAAGGUGGAUCUGGGUCGGUUUUCAAAGGAUGGAUCGAUGAACAAUCUGUUAAGAGAUUAAAUCAAGCGAUCUUUAAGUCAUCUGGCCCAUGUUGUUUAACCAUUCAACUGAUGGAUGUUGGGAAUGCAAAGACUGAUGUGGUUGCGGUUUCUGUGGAUCAUAAUUUUUCAACUUAUCUUCACAAUGGUUUUCUUUCUGUUGUGCCUGGAAAAAAGGAUUCUGGUAUUAUGUUGCAGAGAAAUAAAUGCCAAUUCUCAGGUAUUGAUGAAUCUUCUGCUAUAUCAGCUGUCAUGGAAGGCGUACAUGUGGUGAAUGGUUUGGAGUAUAAGAUGUAUUGCAGCUCAUCAAAGUUUGAUGGAUUUCAGAAGAAUUCUAUCCAAAUGGUAAAACCAGCAAAAGGAACAACAACUUUGGCUUUUAUUUUUAAGGAAGGUGUGAUGGUUGCUGCAGAUUCCCGAGCUAGCAUGGGAGGCUAUAUAUUUGACGGGGAGAGUGGAAAAAAAAGACGAUGGUCAGAGGGGAUUCACCUGGCUGUGGAGGCAAAAGAAGGGUUACCAAUCCAGGCUGAUUCAGUUGUAGUGGCACAAAUCACAUACCAAUCAAUGUUUAAGCUUUAUCCAAAGCUUUCAGGGAUGACAGGAACUGCAAAAACUGAACAUCCUACUUUCAUUGCUUUCUACCAUACUAGCAUACUCUUUAAAAAAGAUAUCUUUCAUAAGGCACUGUACUUUGAAAACUAUACCACUUAUGGUUAUAGCUCUAAAUACGUGGGCAAAAGUGAGAACAAGAGUUGGACAUAUGAGAAGGCAAAAUCUAUAAUUUCAGAGUCAAUUGAAAUGAGCCAGUCAAUGGGUUUAGAUGAACUGCAAAGGCUUGUGGAAGAACAGGCAGAGAUGUACCCUCUUGGUCCUUGCAUUGCAAUUGCCUAUUUAUCGGUUCUAAAGGACUGUGAGAUUCAUUGCUUUCAUGAAGGAUUGGAAGUCAAACGACUUGGUGGUCUCCAUGUCAUUGGGACAUCUUUGCAUGAGUCCCGAAGAAUUGAUAAUCAGCUUCGUGGCAGAGCAGGAAGGCAAGGAGAUCCUGGAUCAACACGCUUCAUGGUCAGGUAA